Messenger RNA from Phalaenopsis equestris, 4142 nucleotides. RefSeq lists its product as uncharacterized. The transcript is spliced from 8 exons. Gene Ontology annotation, biological process: cortical microtubule organization. The coding region runs from base 413 to 3826 and encodes 1137 amino acids. Gene Ontology annotation, cellular component: cortical microtubule. Lineage: Eukaryota; Viridiplantae; Streptophyta; Magnoliopsida; Asparagales; Orchidaceae. The record is from RefSeq and is a predicted model, not a curated record.
AAUACACUUUUUCCAGUGGAGUGAGCGAAGCGAGAGAGAGAGAGAGGAAACUUUGCUUCAGAGGAACCUCCAUUAAAGAACGAGAAGCCCUAACGAGGCGUUCACGGCCGGUGGAGUAUUUGCCCGAUCUGCUUCGGAGCAGCAUCAGUAGGUCAAGUUCAGCCAUUUGGAACUGGUGCUUGAGUGUCUUGAUCGAUGGGAGGGAGCGGCUUGGCUGCAAUUUGGAGAAAGAAAACCCUAGGCAAAGUGGGUUCGGGAAAGGCUGCCAAGAAAAUGGAGAAUAGUAAUGUGCUGUCUGUUGUGAGAUGGGAGCGGGGGCAUUGCUAUUUUCAGUAUAUUUUCACCAUUACUUUGGUUCAUGAAGAAAUGAAAUUGCUGGGAUCUCUGUGAAGAAAGCAAUUCGUAGUCAAAUAUGGCACCUUCAUCCACACUGAGAUACUCACAGGGGUGGGAAUGCAUGGGAGAAAACGGUCACAAGAGGUGCAGAAGUUUUGAGAGUGGAUUGACUUUUAAAAGCAAGGAUGAUGAUCUUGCGCUGUUCAAUGAAAUGCAAAAUCAAGAGAAAGAUAAAUUCCUUCUCCAUACAGCUGAUGAUUUUGAGGAAUCUAUUUCAAAGUUGAGGCAUUUCUCUGACUUCAAGCUUGGCAUCAGCAUUCCGGCUAGAGGCGAGAGCGAUUUGCUUAAUGUGGAAGGUGAAAAGAAUGACUAUGAUUGGCUGUUAACCCCUCCUGAUACACCUCUCUUUCCAUCAUUGGAUGAUGAGUAUCCACAAGUGGUCAAUCCUGCAGCUAGAGGUAGGGCAGGAAGCCAAUCGAUUACUUCGAGAAUAGCGGCUGAUAAGAGGCACCAGACAAGUUCUAGUCCAUGCAGACUAAGUCCAUCUCCCCGAUCUAAUGAUACUUUAACACAAAUGAGAGGGAGGACAUCUUCCAUACCUCGAUCUAGUCCACCUCCUUCAAUCAGGUCCGGAACACCAACCUGUAGGUCCUCCACACCUCCAAAUAAGCAAUCCUCACUUACUCCAAGGUCCUCAACUCCAACAGUUCGAAGAGCAAGCACUAGUUCUAACAUUCAUUUAUCAAACUACAGAGGAAGAGGGACCUGUCCAGCGAAGGCAGGUUGUGUGAACCCUGCUUCACCAAAAGUACAAGGGUGGCAAAUGACCCUACCUGGUUUCACAUUCGAGGCACCUCCAAACCUGCGAACUUCUUUAUCAGAUCGAUCAGUGUCACAUACAAGAUGUUCUUCUCCAGCAUCUGCAAAUGGGAGGGUAUCAUCACGGAAGUUUGGAAGGAAAUCAAUGUCACCAACUAGUUCAAGUCUCAGCUCAUCAAAUGGUCAAGAAAGAGACUGCUUUAGCUCUUAUAGUAAGCGUUCUAUGGUGUCCUCUGGUGAUGAUGAGGAAUCACUGCACUCUAUAAAAAUGGGAAUCUCUAGAAGCUCUCCUGCUAGAAAAGAUGGAGCUCUGGCAAGCAACAAAGCCAUGUCAUAUACUAGAAAACCAUCUAGAUAUUCAACAACAAAUUCUGUACCCAAAAGAUCCUUUGUUCCAGCUCUAAGACUGAUGGAUCAGCACAAAACACCUCAGAAUAUGUUCAGGCCACUUCUGUCAAGUGUCCCUGCGACCACUAUCCGGCCCAUUUUCUCAAGGAACUCUUCACUUACAACUAGUAGCAAUGCAAGCUCAGAACAAGGUAUUUUUAGCAUUGCGCUUGAUGUGGAAGGUAGUGAGGUUGAACUAACCGAACUACCAGUUCGAUGGGAGAGGACUGAAGAUUCUGAAAACCAUGAGGAUGUUUUUCUAUUUGAUAAAGUGGAUGAGAUUAUUGAAGUUACGGAUCAUAAGGUACCCUCUAGAAAGCCUCAGAGACAUGAUGACAUUUAUGGUGAAAUUUUGUUACAGAAAUUUGAUUCGGAAGAUACCUACAAUCCCACGAUUCACAUUGGUGUUGAAACAAGUAAUGCGACUCUUGACAAAACAGGCUGUACUGACAAAAAUUGUGAUAUGGAUGACCAUAUAAUGAUAACAGUUUGCUGUAAGUGUAAUAAAGAGUUUACGGCUUUAGAUAUGAAUGAAAACAUAAAUUUAUGCCCAGAAUGUGCUGAAGAAGAUGGGAUUUGCACUACAGGAAAUGCUGUAACUUGUGCACCUGUGGCUAAAAAUGCGGCGUUUCUGGUGGAAGUUGGAGUGGAUGCAGCUGAGAAAGGACUACCCAACAAUGAAGAUCCUGAAUUUCAUAAGGUGGGUAACGUGAUGGGGCAUGAUUGCAUGCAAAACAACCCUUCUAUCCAGCUGUUGGGACAAAGGGAAUCUGAGCUUUCCAAUCAGUAUCUUGACAGAAAAAGGGAUGUGCAUGUUCCUCAGAAUUGCAGCAUUAGUGCUCCCCAUCAAUCAAAUCAUACUUUUCAUCCCAGUUUAAAUGUUGAUAUUCCUGAAGGCACAGGUAUUUUAGUCCUUCUAUCACAUAACUCUGGCAGUAGUAAGUGGCCCGUUUUACAAGGAAAGGCUGUGUCUGCUACAAAUAUUCUUUGUUCCGAGCCUUCUUAUUCAAGAGAUAAUAUCAAUUCCUUACGGAGAAGCAUUGGGCGAGAUAGUGCUUCAGCUUCUUCAUCUGUUGAUCUGGGAUCAUCCAGACAGAAAGUGAAUUCCAUUCAGUUCCCGUUGAGUAGGGAAGAGGAGACAGUCCAUAUGAGAGAUGAUAUUGAUAGCAAUGCUGAUAGUACAAGCAACUCUGGUGAUCUUCUAAUGAAUUGCUAUGAAUCCGAGCGCUUCGAAACUGAAUGUAAGCAAACAACCACUAAUUCUACAAAAUUUUUUGGAUGCGGCACACCGAGAGAACAUGUUGCUUCUUUCGAUCAAACAAAUUUUAAUGCCAUGUCUACUUCAUUUUCAAGGCCAGUUAUUUCUGAUAAUUACAUAUCCGAACAUACCAAUAGUUUCAUGACAAUAAUUACCUCUGAUUCUCAAAUUUUGGUCAAUCGAGGAGAUAAUGAUUUAUCAUGCUCUUCAGCUACAGAAAUGAUAUGUAAUAAAGAUUCCACUUCAUCCAUUCAUAUUGAUGAAUACUCUCAAAACAAUGGAAGCAAUGUCCGAAAUAUAGGAGGAACUGAUAUCAAUGAUGGAUGCUCUGAAAUGGAGGAAGAUUAUACUGUGUUGAACUGUAAUUCUCAAAAUGAUAACUUCGACGCAGCUACCCAAAGCUCUUCCAUUGUGAAUGUUGACUUUCCAUGUGGUUGCAGUGAGCUUGAGGAGUGCCAUCCUGAGUGUAUUCUCUCCCAUAACCCAGCUUAUUCAGUUCAGUACAAUGGGCAUUCAAUCCCCCAAACAUCUGAGAAUGACUUGUCCUUGUCUGCCUCAGAACCAAGAACAGCUGGCCUAGAACAUGGAAGCCAUGAAAAUUCAUGUGUAAUAAUUGAACGCCGAAGAGGACAUCUGUCAAGAAGCUUGACAUUGGAAGAAGCAACCGACACCAUACUGUUCUGCAGUUCCAUUAUUCAUGAAUUAACCUACAGGGCUGCUGCAAUUGGGAUGGAAAAGGAAUUAAACUUGCUAUCUGAGACUCAGGCUUCUGAUUCAGCUAUGACCGACCUGGGAAAGCCCAUCACUGGACUAAGAGAAUCACGGAGAAUGUCCUAUAAGCACACACCAAGAUCCCACAUGUUCAAGCCAAGAAGAAUGGAACCUCAGAGCAAAUCUCCUUGUAAUGAAGUGCAGAAUGAUAUGAAUGCUCAUGAAUUCACUUUUUCAAGUGUAGAAACUCCUAGAAAGGUUGAUACUGCAAAGCCUCCCAAGUUAGAUUCAAAGUGCAAUUGCACUGUGAUGUAGUGAGUAUUUUAGAGCAUAUAUAUAUAUAUAUAUACAUAUUCCCUUUUUUCACCUCCUUUCACAAUUUAUUAUGUAAGAAAGCUACUCCCUGUCAUUGAAAAUGGUGCUUGUAAAAUUAGUAUUUUCAGACAGGAGAAAGCAAGCAGCUAUAUGAUGUGGCUCCUGCCAUGGUUUUAUUUAUUCUUUUUUUUUUCUUUUCAAUGAUUUCCUCUUUCUACUAUGUGGCAAGUUGAGCUACUUGGCUUCAGAGUAAAAAAAAAAGGGCUGCAGUUUGAGCUGUUAUUUUGUAAAUGACCUUUAGUAUUUGAUCCUUAGC